Cuscuta campestris is the source of this 3318-nucleotide messenger RNA. The record is from the annotation of a GenBank genome assembly. NCBI's taxonomy places the organism in Eukaryota, Viridiplantae, Streptophyta, Magnoliopsida, Solanales, Convolvulaceae.
GCCGCUGCCAUCGUUGUCCAAAAAGUGUCAUCUAGACACUUUAGUUUUUUUUCUUCAACGAAGACGCCAAGCUUUUCGAAUCUGUCGAAUAAUCAGUAGAGUAAAGGAACGCCAUUCUUUUCGAACCUUCACCGUAGUCGAACAAACAGGGGGAACACCAUUCUUUUCGAACACCCUGAACGCCGACUUUUUUUUUUCUGCAAAGGAAAGAGUUGUGUGUCUGUGUAGAACAACCCUUCUCGGACAACUUCUUCAAGAUUGAUGGUUAGGCGGGAUUCCUCGAUAACAAUGUUCUUCGUUGAAGGAGUUCAUGAUAUUCUUCUUUAGUGAGGGAGAACAAUCAAAGAAAAUCAAAAAAUUACAAUAUCCCGCCGGUAGGCAUUGAAUUGUGUAUGCCCACCGGCAGGGGACAAGGCGUGUUUGAGGUCUCAAGAAUUCAAAACUUGCUCUGAUACCAUGUAGAAAUUAAUAAGAGAGAAAAUAGUUUGUAUAUUGAAUUGUUCUAGUGAAUACAAAGGCCUAACCCUCUUUAUAUAGGAAGAGAGUAAAGCAUAUAAGUAAACUUCUAUUCCUACCAUAUUUCUAUUCCUACUAAAACAAGAAAUAAACAAACUAGAAAAGAUACUAAAUCGAAUCCCAAAGGGAUUCAGUUUCCUUAUUCAAUUCGGCUUCCUUCUUCUGUCGCCAACAUACAAUAAGAUUUAUUUGUACUAAUGUAAAAUCAUUACCAGGUGUGAAUAAAUAAUAGCCUGGGGAACAUAAGGUUUAAAUGUGGUUUCCUUUUCUACAGCAAGCUUCUGAGCCUUUUGAAACACGUUCAAUAUGUCUUGAAAAUAUGCACCAAACUCUGAAUGCAAACUUUGAAAUCACCACCCUUUUAGCUUUCUGUUCUAUCUACAUAAGGUGAUGCAUUCACCAAAAAGAAGUUUCGCUAAAUGAGCAUAAUCAGCUAAAGUUAAUGGGCAUAGUUCUAGUCAUUACUCGGAAAAAUACAUCAAAUACUGUAUGAGCAGUUACGAUUUAAAAGGGAUAUUUUAUUGUUUUACUUGCUGGGAGGUAAGCGAUCUCUACUGCAUCUGCAUUUGCAAACAGACACUUCGUCUCCUAUAUGGUACCAAUGCAUGUGUUUCACCUGAAAUAAAGUUAUGUUAUACUACACAGCCUCUGCAAAUUAGAAAAACAAAAAUCUUAAUUAAACUAACCAACAGAAAUCAUCUCCACUGGUACUGUUAAUAGAACAGAGGGGGCCAUAUUCAAAAGAUGAUAUUUUUCCGGUGUUGGCAACAAGUACCAUCCCAAAGAGGUCACGUAUUGAGACUAAGUGGAGCUGGUGUAUAAGGUACAGACCUCUCUCCAGCUUCAAAACACUCAGGAAACAAAUAAACCUAAUCAAUCUCAGGGCAAUAAAAUGUAGAGUAUAUAGCUGAGCGGAAAUCCCUAGAAACGAUAUCUAAAUACAUAAACUUAAAACAUAAAACACAAACUAUACACGUAGAGAAUUAAAAUCCCUAGAUCCAACAAAAUCAAAAUCAAACCCUAGUUCAAAAGCAAUCCCUAAUUUGAAGAAUAAGAACAAUAUAAAGAGCAAUACUUUCAUCGAACCGGAAAACCAAAUCUUUGGAUUGAUUCGUAUAGGAACACAAUGUUCCUAAAACAAACCCUGUGUUGGUUGGUGCGGUGGGGCUUGACGGGGGAUAUGUACUGGCGUAAAAACAUUUAAGAUGGAAUCAAUUACCGGAGAUGGGGGAGAUGACGAUGAUAAUUGAAGAUGGGGAGACGACGAUGAUUAUCGAAGAUUGGAGAGAUGGCGACGAGUACUCGAUGGCGUUGGAUCUGAGUCAUUUUAAUUUGAGAAGGCAUCAAUUACUGAGUGGAAAAGGCAGCGGGCUCUUUUUUAUCCGCUGGGUAAUGUCUUCGUCGCCUUUGAACAGCCCCAGCAGCGAUAAUUCUGAUUCGUGGAAGAUCUGUAGCCCAGGUGACAAUCCGGAACAUGUUAAGACAAAGUUGAGGCAUUGGGCACAAGCGGUUGCGUGCUCGGUGAUGCAGUCGUAUUGAAAAUUGUAUAUAUGGGCAUGCAUGCGCUUAGGAGAUUGGAGAAUGAAGAAUUUGGAAUAAAAUGGCGGGCGGGAAUGACGCGUACGUCACGUUGUACUUCGGUUCCUUUAUGAUUUUGAUUGUGGUCAUGAUGAACCAACAGGCUGUACUUGCGACUUGGCUCAUUCGUAGUUGAGUCGAGUAGUAUACUAGUAUGGGUUGUAAUGUCUAGUCAUCCAUGCACGCUUUAUAAUGCUAAUACAACUGGCCUAAUUAAUGAAAUUGUGCCUUUUGAGACUUGGCACAUUCCUACAUGCAAUAUUUCUUGGGCAUUGCAUAUGUAAAGAUCUCCAAAUCUUUAGAAUCCUGUGUCAAGGAUUCGUUCCCUUCCAAAAUUUCUCUUUAAAUACCGAUUUUGCACCACAUGUCCAUGAGUGUGUAACCUACAAUUUAAGUUCAGUUUGAUUCAUACUCAUGUUGCCAGGAUCUGAGAAACACACUUAAGUUUGUCAUAUUUUUCAUUCAUUUCUUCAAAAAAAAAAGAGAUGCAUGUCAAAAGAAUAGAUGGUUUUCUUUAUGGUAUGAGAAAACUUAAAACUAAGGGGCUGUUUGGCAACUUCUGAAUCGGUAAGUGCUGAACCAGUAAGAGGUCUGAACCAUUAAGUGCUGAACCAGUAAGAGGUCUGAACCAUUAAGAGCUAGUAUAUUGCUUAACUAUUCAGAGGCAAAUGUCUGAUCAAUUCAGAUAAGAGGUCUUAACCAUUCAGACUCUGUAUAAUACUUAACCAUUCAGCAGACUCUGUAUAAUACUUAACCAUUCAAAGGAAAAUCUCUUAACCAUUCAGACAUCUGAACCAUUAAGAGGCUGAAACAAACAGUCUGAACCAUUAAGUGCUGAACCAUUCAGACAUCUGAACCAUUAAGAGGCUGAAACAAACAGCCCCUAAGUUCUCAACCAAAAAAUUGGAGAUGAAAGAAACAGAUCGAAGAAUUCAUAGGCAAAAUUAUAUAAAAUUAGGGAUUAGUACAUACUCGAAGAACGAAUUUGAAAAGAAAUAUGCAAUUCAAGAUAAAACGCUUACAUAGCCUUCCGAAACGACUUUGUUUCCGACAGUCAUGCUGGAGCCUCACCGGGUAAACCAACCUUCGUGUGGUUGAAGGCUAGGCAUUAGGCAAAGGUCUAAAUUCGGUGCUCACGACCGGCGGCGUAGAUCGCCGAUGGUAAAACCCUAAAUUGGUAGAGUUGAAACGGCGCAUAGAUGACAAAAAAAUUUGGGUGGACGA